AUGUCAGAAAUAGACUUAAAUAGUUCAAGACAAUUUAAAACCGUAGGAUUUGAUAGUAGAUUUCCAAAUAUGAACCAGCACUGUUAUCAAAAUUAUAUUGAUUAUCAUAAGUGUAUUAAUACACAUGGCGAAGAUUUUGCUCCAUGUAAGCAAUUUUGGAGUGCAUACCAUAGUUUAUGCCCUAAUGAAUGGAUGCAGCAAUGGGAUACGCAGGUAAACUACAUUACAGCACACUUACUCUAUUUUAACUGAUCGUUGGUAGAGAGAAGCAGGAAAUUUCCCUGGAACGCUUGAAUAAUUCUAUAAUUAUAUUUGA
Messenger RNA from Pneumocystis jirovecii RU7, 316 nucleotides. Its product is annotated as cytochrome c oxidase subunit 6B. The record is from RefSeq and is a predicted model, not a curated record. The transcript has 5 exons. Lineage: Eukaryota; Fungi; Ascomycota; Pneumocystomycetes; Pneumocystales; Pneumocystaceae. Gene Ontology annotation, cellular component: respiratory chain complex IV; mitochondrion. Bases 1 to 252 code for a protein of 83 amino acids.